GUGGGCGGAGCGGAUCUCCCGGGGCGGGGUCCCGUGGGAUACCAAUGGACCACUCUUACCCCAGCGCCAGCAAGGGGUCAGCCUCGGGGGACGUGGCGGGGUGGCUGCAAAGAGCAGAGGAGAGUUGGCGGGGACCCCAGGGUUCAAGAAGGAUGCCGUGUAGGGCAAGUUGAGGACCCUGCUGACUGCUAGGGUGGUAAAGGCAGGUUUGGGGGGCAGAAGGGUUAUCUGGCCCUGAAAUGUAAGUUCAGGUGCGGGGGUUGGGGAGGAGCACGGGCAAGGAUGCUGGGGCGCACGGGGCUUCCCCGCGGAGAGAUAGUCUGAGAGACAAGGUCCUAGCUGGACUGCGGUGGUGGGGAACGUGCGACCCCGCUGACUCCGGGAAAGGGAUGAAGGGGGCGGGUCCCCAAGGGGCGGGCCCGGAAGGGAGGGCCGGGGGCUCCUAGGGGUGCGGCCCGGUGGGAUGCUGUUUCCAGGGGGCUCAGGACGUGACCGCCGUGGAAACACAAGGCUGGCCCUGCCGCGCGUCCACCGGCGCCCGCCACUUCGGGGGGCCCGCGUCAGCGCGCGGUUGUCAUGGCGACUGGCGGGCGGGGGGCGGGGGCUGCGAGGAAAAGAGGUCAGCGCUCAGCCUCGCUGCGACUCCGGGCCCGGGCGGCGCGGGCGAGAGCGCUGGGCUCGCCUCUGCCUCCCCGGUGGGGGGGCCCGGGCAUGGGGUCCCGCAGCCCGAGCCCCUCGGCGGGCGCACAGGGCUCGGGGCCGCGCACCGCAGCCCCGCACUGACGGCCGCGGCGUGCCCUGCGCUAGGCGGAGCGGAGGCCGCGCGCGGCCCGCGGAGCACCUUCAGGAUGCUCAUCAAGGAAUACCACAUCCUGCUGCCCAUGAGUCUGGACGAGUACCAGGUGGCCCAGCUCUACAUGAUCCAGGCUGGUUCCGGGCACUGCUGCCCAAGGCUGCUCUGCAGGUAGAGGAGGAAUCAUGGAAUGCUUACCCCUACACCCGAACCCGGUACACCUGCCCCUUUGUGGAGAAAUUCUCCAUUGAAAUAGAGACCUAUUAUCUGCCUGAUGGGGGGCAGCAGCCCAAUGUCUUCAACCUGAGCGGGGCAGAGAGGAGACAGCGUAUCCUAGACACCAUCGACAUCGUGCGGGAUGCAGUGGCUCCAGGCGAGUACAAAGCAGAAGAGGACCCCCGGCUGUACCGCUCAGUCAAGACUGGCCGAGGGCCACUGGCUGAUGACUGGGCUCGGACAGCGGCCCAGACGGGACCCCUCAUGUGUGCAUAUAAGCUAUGCAAGGUUGAGUUCCGCUACUGGGGCAUGCAGGCCAAGAUUGAGCAAUUCAUCCAUGAUGUCGGUCUGCGUCGGGUGAUGCUUCGGGCCCACCGCCAGGCCUGGUGCUGGCAGGACGAGUGGACAGAGUUGAGCAUGGCUGACAUCCGGACACUGGAGGAGGAGACUGCCCGCAUGUUGGCCCAGCGCAUGGCCAAGUGUAACACAGGCAAUGAGGGACCCGAGGCCCAGACCCCUGGGAAACCCAGCACUGAGGCCCGACCUGGGGCCAGCAAUGCUGGCACCCCUGAUGGGCCUGAGGUCCCCCCUGGUCCUGAUGCCUCGCCCGAUGCCAGCUUUGGGAAGCAGUGGUCCUCAUCCUCCCGUUCCUCCUACUCAUCCCAGCAUGGAGGCGGUGUGUCUCCACAGAGCUUGUCUGAGUGGCGCAUGCAGAACAUCGCGAGAGACUCUGAGAACAGCUCGGAGGAGGAGUUCUUUGAUGCCCAUGAAGGCUUCUCAGACAGUGACGAGGUCUUCCCCAAGGAGAUGACCAAGUGGAAUUCCAAUGACUUUAUUGAUGCCUUUGCCUCCCCAACUGAGGCAGAGGGGGUGCCAGACCCGGGACCCGAAGCUACUAAAGGCAUCGAAGAUGGGUCCCGCGGCCCCAGGGACUCAGAGGGGCCUGAUGGAGCAGGAGAGCUCGGGGCCGACCCGUGUGCAGUGCACGCCCUGUUCCUCAUCCUGCACAGCGGUAGCAUCCUGGACUCAGGCCCUGGAGAUGCCAACUCCAAGCAGGCAGAUGUGCAGACUCUGAGCUCGGCCUUCGAAGCCGUCACCCGCAUCCACUUCCCUGAGGCCCUGGGCCACGUGGCGCUGCGACUGGUGCCCUGCCCACCCAUCUGUGCUGCUGCCUAUGCUCUUGUCUCCAACCUGAGCCCCUACAGCCAUGACGGCGACAGCCUGUCCCGCUCCCAGGACCACAUUCCACUGGCUGCCCUGCCGCUCUUGGCCACCUCAUCCUCCCGCUACCAGGGCGCCGUGGCCACCGUCAUCGCUCGCACCAACCAAGCCUAUGCAGCUUUCCUGCGCUCAUCAGAGGGCACCGGCUUCUGUGGGCAGGUGGUGCUGAUUGGAGACGGCGUCGGUGGUAUCCUGGGCUUCGAUGCGCUCUGUCACAGUGCCAGUACGGGCACAGGGAGCCGGGGCAGCAGCCGCCGUGGGAGCAUGAACAACGAGCUGCUCUCCCCGGAGGUGGGCCCAGUUCGGGACCCACUGGCAGAUGGGGCAGAGGCACUGGGUCGGGCUAGCCCAGAACCCUCAGCCCUGCCUGCCCAGCGCACCCCCAGUGACAUGGCCAGUCCUGAGCCUGAAGGCUGUCAGAACAGCCUGCAGGCAGCCCCCACAACCACAUCCUCUGGGGAGCCCCGGCGGGCAAGCACGGCCUCCUGCCCACCUGCUGCCAGUUCUGAGGUUCCUGAUGGCCCUACCAACGCUGCCCCUGCCCGCCUAGACUUCAAGGUCUCUGGCUUCUUCCUCUUUGGCUCCCCACUGGGUUUGGUGCUGGCUCUGCGCAAAACUGUGAUGCCCACCUUGGAGGUGGCCCAGAUGCGCCCAGCCUGUGAGCAGAUCUAUAACCUCUUCCAUGCGGCUGACCCCUGCGCCUCCCGCCUGGAGCCCCUGCUGGCCCCUAAGUUCCAGGCCAUCGCCCCACUUGCUGUGCCCCGCUACCAGAAAUUCCCUCUGGGAGACGGCUCAUCCCUGCUGCUGGCCGACACUCUGCAGACCCACUCCGGCCUCUUUUUGGAGGAGCUGGAGAUGAUGGUGCCCUCAACACCCACCUCGGCUAGCGGUGCCUUCUGGAAGGGCAGUGAGUUAGGCACUGAACCAACGGCUCCCAGCACCACCAGCGAGGUGGUUAAGAUCCUGGAGCGCUGGUGGGGAACCAAGCGGAUCGACUACUCGCUGUACUGCCCCGAGGCGCUCACCGCCUUUCCCACAGUCACGCUGCCCCACCUCUUCCACGCCAGCUACUGGGAGUCAGCAGACGUGGUGGCCUUCAUUCUGCGCCAGGUGAUUGAGAAAGAGCGGCCACAGCUGGCAGAGUGCGAGGAACCCUCCAUCUACAGCCCUGCCUUCCCCAGGGAGAAAUGGCAGCGAAAACGCACUCAGGUCAAGAUCCGGAACGUCACUUCCAACCAUCGGGCAAACGACACGGUGGUGUGUGAGGGUCGUCCCCAGGUGCUGAACGGGCGCUUCAUGUAUGGGCCCUUGGAUGUGGUCACACUUACGGGAGAGAAGGUGGACAUCUAUAUCAUGACACAGCCGCUAUCAGGCAAGUGGAUCCACUUUGGCACCGAGGUCACCAACAGCUCGGGCCGCCUCACCUUCCCAGUGUCUUCUGAGCGCGUGCUAGGCAUCGGUGUCUACCCAGUGCGUAUGGUGGUUAGGGGUGACCACACCUAUGCCGAGUGCUGUCUGACUGUGGUGGCCCGUGGCACGGAGGCUGUGGUCUUCAGCAUCGAUGGCUCUUUCACUGCCAGUGUCUCAAUCAUGGGGAGUGACCCUAAGGUGCGCGCUGGUGCUGUGGAUGUGGUCAGGCACUGGCAGGACGCUGGCUACCUGAUCGUGUAUGUAACAGGCCGGCCUGAUAUGCAGAAGCACCGCGUGGUGGCCUGGCUGUCACAGCACAACUUUCCCCACGGUGUCGUCUCCUUCUGCGAUGGCCUCACCCACGACCCCCUGCGCCAGAAGGCGAUGUUUCUGCAGAGCCUGGUGCAAGAGGUGGAACUGAACAUCGUGGCUGGCUAUGGGUCCCCCAAAGAUGUUGCUGUGUAUGCAGCACUGGGCUUGUCCCCGACCCAGACUUACAUCGUGGGCCGUGCUGUGCGGAAGCUGCAGGCGCAGUGCCAGUUCCUGUCAGAUGGCUACGUGGCCCACUUGGGCCAGCUGGAGGCGGGCUCCCACGCUCAUGCCUCCUCAGGACCCCCAAGGGCUGCCCUAGCCAAGAGCAGCUACGGUGUGGCUGCCCCUGUGGACUUCCUCCGCAAGCAGAGCCAGUUGCUUCGCUCCAGGGGCCCCAGCCAGGCAGAGCGUGAGGGCCCAGGAACACCCCCCACCACACUGGCUCGGGGCAAGGCCCGAAGCAUCAGCCUCAAGUUGGACAGCGAAGAGUGAGCCUGGCUUUGGCUGGACCUGUGUUAUUUAUUGACACUGGAGGGACCCCAGUGGCUGUGUGUGGGAGACUGGGGGGCCUAGACCUUUGGCCCCAGCCCUGGCUCCCCCAGCCCCACACCCUGCAUCUGUCUGUCCCUCAGUGUUCCUUCCCUUUCGUGGAGGGACCCAGCCCCAGGGGGAGGGAGGGAGUAAGCUAGGGUCCAGUGGCAUUUCCAGUGUGUGUGAACCCAUGAAAAUAAACUCCUGCAUCUACUUGGUUGCCUACCGGCCUGGCAGUGCAAGGCAGUGAGCUCAGCCUUCAGUUCAGUGAGACACUGAAAUGUAGAGAAGGGCCAGGACCUGACCAGGGUCAUGAGGCAAGGCCAGGCUGGGGCUAGGCCUCAACAGCUUCACAAAGGGCCUUGGCCACUCCUCUUACCAAAGCCAUUUCCUGGACACUAAGCCCAUCCUCCUCCUCCCCCGCAGCCAGUGUUCAAGUCUGCAGGAGUCACAUGGCUUCUUACUCCAGAGGCCAAAGCAAGACGACUAUGGGACGAAAGGCUGGAGAGGAGAGGACUGCACCAGAUUUCACCUGAGCACCAAACUGCUCCUGGGGCUCACUGGUCCAGGCAUGCAAAAAAAUUAUCUCAUUUCUCUGUCAUGGACACUCUAAGCCCAGAGGUCUUAGA
Molecule: messenger RNA, 5112 nt
Organism: Castor canadensis (American beaver)
Lineage: Eukaryota; Metazoa; Chordata; Mammalia; Rodentia; Castoridae
Gene: Pitpnm1
Product: phosphatidylinositol transfer protein membrane associated 1
Biological process (GO): phospholipid transport
Cellular component (GO): cytoplasm
Molecular function (GO): phosphatidylinositol binding; phosphatidylinositol transfer activity; phosphatidylcholine intramembrane carrier activity
Source: RefSeq, a predicted model, not a curated record